Messenger RNA from Trichophyton rubrum CBS 118892, 1737 nucleotides. RefSeq lists its product as uncharacterized. The record is from RefSeq and is a predicted model, not a curated record. The transcript is spliced from 5 exons. Bases 1 to 1737 code for a protein of 578 amino acids. NCBI's taxonomy places the organism in Eukaryota, Fungi, Ascomycota, Eurotiomycetes, Onygenales, Arthrodermataceae. Gene Ontology annotation, molecular function: Hsp90 protein binding.
AUGGCAGACGAUCUGAAGGCUGAGGGAAAUAAGGCGUUUGCAGCCAAGGACUUUACUACAGCUGUUGAGAAGUUCUCUGCGGCCAUCGAGCUCGAUCCAAGCAAUCAUGUCCUGUAUUCAAACCGCUCGGGGGCCUAUGCCUCGCUGAAGGACUUUGACAAGGCGCUGGAAGACGCAAACAAGACGACGGAGCUGAAGGCAGACUGGCCCAAGGGCUGGGGCCGUAAGGGAGCUGCCUUGCACGGCCAGGGAGAUUUAUUGGGUGCCCAUGAUGCGUAUGAAGAGGCACUGAAGCUCGACUCAAACAAUGCGCAGGCCAAAGCCGGUCUAGAGGCCGUGAAGCGUGCGAUUGAUGCUGAAGCGAAGGCAGACGGCGUUUCUGGUGAUCCCACUGCGGGACUAGGAAACAUGUUCAACGACCCAAAUCUAAUACGGAAGCUGGCCAGCAACCCAAAGACUGCGCCUCUCCUUGCAGACUCAGAGUUCAUGGCUAAGCUGCAGAAUCUUGCAAAGAACCCAAACUCCAUCGGCAAUGAGAUGCGGGACCCCCGAUUCCUGCAGGUGAUGGGUGUCCUGCUUGGUGUUGAUAUGUCCUUUGGUGCUCCCCCAGAGGCUGAUGGUGCUACUGGCGGUCGACCAAAAGAGGCGGAGGAGGAUGUGGAGAUGCCUGAUGCACGUUCUGCGGCUCAAAAGGCCCCCGAGCCUGAACCUGAGCCUGAACCUGAAGAUGAGGAGGCCGCUGCAAAGAAGAAGGCCAAGGCUGAAGCUGACGAGGAGAAGAAGCUGGGUACAGAGAACUACAAAAAGAGACAGUUUGAUGCUGCAAUUGAACACUACAGCAAGGCAUGGGAUAUAUACCACGACAUUACCUACCUGACCAACCUCAGUGCCGCACAGUUUGAGAAGGGAGAGUACAAGGAUGCCAUUGCAACCUGCGAGAAGGCCAUUGCCGAGGGUCGAGAGAUGCUUGCUGACUUUAAGAUUAUCGCAAAGGCCUUUGGACGAAUCGGAUCUUCAUACGAGAAGCUUGGAGACCUGGCCACCGCCAUCACUAACUACCAAAAGUCCCUGACUGAGCAUCGUACUCCGGAGAUCCUCGCCAAGCUGCGUGCUGCAGAGAAGGCGAAGAUCAAGGCUGAAAAAGAGGCCUACCUCGACCCUGAGGAGGCUGAAAAGGCCCGCGAGCUAGGCAACAAGAAGUUCAAGGAAGCUGACUGGCCCGGCGCGGUUGAGGCCUACACCGAGAUGACGAAGCGUGCGCCGGAUGACCACCGCGGCUACAGCAACCGCGCGGCCGCCCUGAUCAAGCUGAUGGCGUUCCCGCAGGCAGUCCAGGACUGUGACGAGGCCAUCAAGCGGGACCCCAAGUUCGUCCGAGCCUACCUGAGAAAGGCUCAGGCUCUCUUUGCUAUGAAGGAGUACAACAAGUGCCUGGAUGUCUGCACCGAAGCACAGGAGCAUGACGAGAAUGGCGCUAACCAGCGUGAGAUUGAGCAACAGCAGCAGAAGGCACUUGAGGCUCAGUUCAGUGCGCGUGCUGGUGAGACUGAGGCUGAAACAGCUGAGAGAAUCCAAAGGGACCCAGAGAUUAUGGCCAUUGUCCAAGAUCCAGUUAUGCAGGCCAUUCUCCAGCAAGCCCGGAAUGACCCAGCUGCCCUUCGGGAGCACAUGAAGAACGCUACUGUGCGUACCAAGAUCCAGAAGCUGAUAGCAGCUGGAGUGAUCAGAACGGGAUAA